AUGGCCUUCUGUGCACCAGGUGUGACAGAUGCAGCAUUGUGUGCUGAAGGAGCUGGAAAUCACAGUUCUACCUCCACAGUGGUGCCGUCAAACGAUGAGCGCUUUGAUGAGUGUUCGGAGAUGGAGAGUGAAAUCGAGCAAAGUUGGCAGGAAGUUAAAACCACACCCCAGAGUGAGGUGCAGCAAGCACCAAUAAACACCACCCGUGAGUGCACAGAAGACAAAGAAACACUGCAGUGUGAGCAGCAAACGGGGCAGCUUGUCAAAGAGCUGGAGCAAACACAGAAGGAACUGUCUCGACUCCAGAAGUUAAACAGGAAUCUGCAAGAUGAACUACAACGUAAGAGAGAGAGUCAUUCAAGAGAAAGGGUUCAUCCACAGAAUGACCACCUUUCAAACUCUUCGGAAGCUUUGGCUAUACAGCGACUGCAGAAGAUAAACCACGAUCUCCGCAAUGAGCUGGAGGCACAGAGGAGGAGUCAGGAGGAGGCCAGAGAAGCCGAACUACGGCGAAGAGUAGAUCUUUUAGCUCAACAAGCUCAGUUACUGGUCACAGGUGAUGCCACAGCACUCGCGCAAGCUCAUCUAGAGCAGGACCGACGGCGUUUUCACGAGCAGCAGAUCGAGUGGGAGCGUUGUGUGUCCUCCCUGAAGUCCCAGCUGAGUGCCAGCGAGGAGCAGAGGAGGGAGGCCGAGUCCCGCUUGGCGCAGCUGCAGCAGGAGCUGCGGGGUUAUCACAGCCUCCAGGAGGAGGCCGAUCGCUUGCAGAAAAAUCUCCACGAUGUGAGGACUCAACUUUGUGCCCACGAGGAAGCGCAGGCCCAAAAAGAGGCUCGCCUGCAGAAUCACCUCAUGCUCCUUCAAGCCAGUCAGGACAGAGAACGGAGGAGCUUGGCCACCAGCCUGGCGCAGGCUGAGCAACACUCGCAGGACCUUCAGGAGAGACUGGACAGGGCUGAGCAGCAGGUGGAGAGCCUGACUAAGACUCAGACCUGGACCAGGGAGAUCGAGGAGGCCCAGCAGCAGCUUCAGGAGGAGCUGGCGCGUACGGUGUCUGCUGUGCAGAAACUUCAAGAGGAGAGGGAGCAGCUCGACCGCCGCUGUCAAGAGCUGCAGAACCAGUUAGCUGAGGCGGAUGGGGAGGUGGGCAGGCUGCAGAGCCGCCUGAAGACAGAAGAGACGCACUACUACAACCUUGAGCACUCAUAUGAGAGAGUCUGCGAGGAGCUGCAGCUGGCCUUAGGGAAGGUUCAGCAAAGGGAGUCAGAAACACAGGACAUACGAGAGGGCUACGAGAGACUCCUCGACAGGAAGGAGCAAGAGCUGAGCGAAGUUUUGUUGAAGAUGGAAGUCUUGGGUAACAGCUUGGAGGAGACGGAAGUGAAGCUCAAUGAAGUGCUGAAGGUUUGCAGCUGUGCCUCCUCUCACCUGAAGGUUGAGUCAUCAGAGCCUGCUUGGCAACAGCAGACAACUGAGCUUCUCACCACAAAUGACUGCAGGCCAAAGACAACAGGCACUGUGGACUAUAUUCAAGUAAACCAUCCUCACGAACAUGCAAGAAAUAGGUCUCGCUCCAUUGACCCAUCGUACCAGUACAUUGUCACCGCAGGAGACGACCCAGAGAGGUUCAUGUCUGUGAUCCAGUUACUUGAAACCAAGCUUUAUGACACAGAGGAGAAGCUGAGAGACAUCACCCAGAGACUGGAGGAACACCAGAGUCACGUCAGCUGCCAGGACCCCCACCUCUGCUCCCAGCUCACUCAGAGCCGAGCCACCGCCCAGCACCUCAGUCUGCUGCUCCACAGUCAGGCCAAGCAGAGCCAGCGCUUCGCCCAGGAGACAGAGAGCCGCUGCAGGACGUUGGCUGGCAGGUUUCACGUCACCCUGAACAUAGUGCAGGCCUGCAGGGAGAGGCUUCAGGCCACUCCGAUUAAUAUUGCAGACUUUGAGAGGCAGCUAGCCACCGUUGCUGCCUGCCUUCAGCACGGCCAGAGAGAGGCGGAGAAACAACAGCAUGAAUCACAUAACGCCAGCAAAGGAGAGGACAAAAUCCUCAAUGAUGAGACUUUAGCUGGAGCUGAUAGCAGCAUGGGUGCUAACAGUAAACUCACUAAUACAUUACCAGCAGAGGAUGAUGUGGCAAGUGUUAAAAAGUGUUUAAUGAGGGAACUAUUUGUGGUAGAAAAAAUGCUAUCAGUACUCCAGAGUCAAUGUGGCAUUGGGCAACUAUCCUUAGUACCAAGAGAAGAUGAAGGGGAUGUAGCACACAGGUACAAAAACAUAAUCUCCCAAAGAAUAGCCUUAAAAACAGAAUCAAGGACUCAGUUUGGGCAAGAAGAAUGUGACAGUGAUGAACCUUUGGAAGCUGCCAUCGGUAGAGUCUGCGCCGAAGCUGAGCUCAUUUACGCUGCCUUAAAAUAUCAGCAGCCAUACGAGAGCAUCAAGGCUGAAGCGGAUAAUAAAGACGUGGGGUGUGAAAGGACGGGUUUGGCAGAUAUCAACCCCCCAGAGUUGGCUCCUUAUGAGGAGCAAGUGACGACAGAGGGCAGAGGUUUAGAAGAAGCUGCAACACCAGCUGAAAUAGACCAGUCUGAUGACAAAAAGGUGGAGGCCAAGAAACAACCAGAGUGGUUAGAGAGGCUUACAUCCCAGCUGCAAAGACGGGCCAGUUUCUUAAACCAGCUCUGCCAGGAGAUCUCUGAAGGACCAGACAGUGAGUGUAAUAUGGACGACAUCUGGGAAAAUGAUUCAGCAGUCGACAUGAUUUGGAUGCAAGAGCAGGUAAAGUUGAUUUAUUUGUCAAACAGGCUGCAGUUGGAUUUAGAGCAGGAGUUGCAGCAAAGCGAGCUGCUACAGAAGAAACUGCAAGCUUUGUGCAAAGAGCGAGACAUAACAUUAAUGGAUGAGCAGGAGGCUUUUAACCACACCUUAUGUCGGCUUCAGGAGGACAACAGCGUGCUGAGAGAAGAACUAGAGCGUGCCGAGCAAAAGGUAAUAUCUGUAGAGACCGGGAACCAGAGACUCCUGGAAGACAUACGGAAAAUCGAGGAUUAUCACGAGGAACGAAUGCAGGAGCUGGAGACAAAGUUUCAAGCAAAGAUAAGGGAGCUACAGCAGAUCCAUGAGGAGGAGAUGAAACACUUGCACGGUUACUACACCAAAGAGAAACAAAGCAAAACCUGCACAGAGACACCUGAAAGUAACUCCUCCCCACUGGACCAGGCUGCGCUGGACAGAAAAGCAAAAGAGGAGAUUGGGAACCAGAUGAUGGGAGGUGAUGUGGUGGCAGCAAGAGAGGCUUCACAGAAAGAUACUGAAAAAUCUGAGGAUCAUGGUUUGACUGCUAUGGAGGACAUGCAUAGGAAGCUGAUAGGAGAUCUUCAGCAGCAGCAUCAGACGGAGGUGGCAGCGCUUCUGAAGGAGAAAGACCAGCUGCUGCAGGAAGAGACAGCUGCCACAAUGGCUGCAAUUGUAGCAAUGAGGAGAGCCCAUAAAAAGGAGCUAGAGAAGAGCAGACAGUCUCAGCACAUCAGGGAGAGUGCUGACACCACACAGCUGCAGAUUGAAUAUGAGAAGGAGAUCCAGUUAUUGCACAAGGAGCUGGAGGUGUUGUCGGUUCAGCACACUCAGAAAUGCCUGGAAAACUCUCAUCUGAGUCAAGCGCUGCAGGAUGAGAAAAAAUCCUUGAUGCAGUACCAAAAAGAAAACCAGGAGCUCAAAAAGAAGCAGAGAGAGACAGAUGAAAUGUCUGAGCUACAUUUCUCACUAAAUGGGAAACAGUCACAUGUGGCCCCACAAACAAAUGACUUCUAUGAGAUGGAGGUGGUUCUGCGGGCGAGGGAGGCUGAGAUGCAGUUUCUCAGACAGGAAGCUCGUUCACUCAGGGAGGAGUUGAAGAUUGACUCGAAUGGUACUGAAAUCUUUUUGAACUUCUGGGGAUCUUACAGAAUGCUGCAUUCAUAACUGAA
This is a messenger RNA of Lates calcarifer (barramundi perch), 3968 nucleotides long. RefSeq names its product golgin subfamily A member 4-like. Lineage: Eukaryota; Metazoa; Chordata; Actinopteri; Centropomidae. Gene Ontology annotation, molecular function: actin filament binding. The record is from RefSeq and is a predicted model, not a curated record. Gene Ontology annotation, biological process: actin filament organization. Gene Ontology annotation, cellular component: actin cytoskeleton.